Rotaria sp. Silwood2 is the source of this 348-nucleotide messenger RNA. The record is from the annotation of a GenBank genome assembly. NCBI's taxonomy places the organism in Eukaryota, Metazoa, Rotifera, Eurotatoria, Philodinida, Philodinidae.
AUGAAUCAAAGACAAACAAACAAUACAUUGGAAGAUAUUAGACAAUCGAUUGAAAAUAAUUUCGGAGCAAAUACAAUUUAUUCUAAGCCAGACAAAAAUGGUCAUUCAUUAGUUACUGAUCAAUCUUUAUCUGAGAAUGAUUUUGAUAAUUGUAUAAUAAAUGAAAUUCAUAUAGUAAAUAAUGGUCAUGUGUUUAGUGAAGAUAAUUGGAAAAAAGUGAUAACUAUAGCUGAAGGAAAUACCAAUUUUGAUGCUAUUGGACAAUUUGGUGUUGGUUUCUUUUCAAUUUUUUCUUAUUCCGAACGACCAAUAAUUCAAUCUGGAAAUCAUUGUUUAGUAUUCGUUUGA